ACCCAGCCCUUUCUUUCUCGAUCUCCUUUCCUAUCUCUACAGUUCCGGCCGAUUCUCAGACAUCUCCAAUCGUUCCCCUUUUUCCUCAAAUGAUCCAUUGCUACCACGAUGCUUUUCCACUUCCUGUGGGUCACCGGACAGCAGGAUAUCUAAGGAAGAAGACUGUGCAGGAGAAGGAGCAAAGACAGAGCAAUCAUCAAUUGAAACAAUGGAGGUGGGUUGCAUCAAACCCUAAAGCAGAUCUAGCAGAAGCAUCGGACCCAAAAGCAAAUCUAGCGAAAGCAGGGAAAGGACGCUGCAGAUGUCCUAGAAGCUAGUUAUUUGGGCAUCUUCCUUUGUUUCACAUUAAACAAUUGUUUCUUAUAAAUAUAUUAGCUAAUUAGCCACCACCCAUUUGUCUGCUCUUUUCAAAAUCUUUGAUAUCACUUCUGGGUCUUGGUGCUUUUUCUCAGGGGUAGUUUCGAUCAGGGUAAUUGAGGUUUGGGUUUUUAUUUUUGUUGGAUUUUGCUUUAAUCUGGGUGUAUUCUUAUGCUGU
Messenger RNA from Rubroshorea leprosula, 535 nucleotides. The record is from the annotation of a GenBank genome assembly. Lineage: Eukaryota; Viridiplantae; Streptophyta; Magnoliopsida; Malvales; Dipterocarpaceae.